AUGUUCCUCCUUGUCCUGGCAGAGAUCUUGCUCCUUUGCUCGCCGCUGGCCGAAUCGCACCGUCCAACAUAUGCUAAAGGCAUAUCUGGAGCGCACGGCGGGCAUGGAAGAACGUCGGCAUUCCUGAAGGCGCCUAGACACCUGCCUGUAUUCCGAGAUGGUGACGGUCGCGGCUUGGGUCACACGGAUCUUGCUUUCAGGCCCGCAAAAAUCGAGCUACGCGUUCCGAGUACGCAGCUAGGUGCAGGAAAAUGUGACUGGCGGCUGCCGAAGUGCGACACUACGCGGGACUGGGGCACAGACACAACGGGUCGCGACCACCCGCCGCAGCAGCAGUCGACAAGCAUCGGCCCAACGACUUCACUAGCAGCCAUCUCAAACACUCUUCCGUCAGUUUACGACUGGAUAAAUAACCAAAAGGAUGCCAUUCGGAGCCUAAAGGAAUCCUUUAAGCAACGUUUCACGAGUCCAGGAACCUACCUUGCCCGGGUCUGCAGGGAGUCCAUGGCCUCAGCAGAACGCGGAUGCAGGAUAGUAUCGAAGGAACUGCAUACGUGGUAUCUCAAGGCAUGCAACCUCGGGUUUAAAGGAAUUAUCGCAUUUAGCCACGAUCCGAUCGCCAACAUAAUACGGGUCGUCAGUUUCGCCUAUGCACUGGAUUGGUGGGUAGCGCCUAAUAGCCUAAGGAUGCGAUGCGACAUGAACCCGAUCGAUGUUUUCUCCAAAGGGCAGUACUACCGAUUAUUCACGUCGCUGUUCAUGCAUAACGGAGUUAUACACAUGCUGCAAAACGUCAAGUCGCUCUGGGCCGUGGGUACGGAGGCUCUUGCGCUGCUGGGGCCGCGACGGCUGCUCGCCGUCUAUUUGGCAUCGGGAAUAAUCGCAAACUACGUCAGCUAUAUAUACAACUUCGCUUACAAAAAUGGCUUGCCCGCAGACCUCGCAAAAAUGACACAGGCGGUGGUACGCAGGGUAGGGCAAACCGGCAGGUCGACCUCCAGCCUGGUGGAAAAGGUCGUCGACCGCAUUCGCAACCGCUAUGAAGGGGCCUCGCUACCCGUAUUCAUGCUGUCAUACGCCAACACGACGCUCUUCCAUCUGGUGGACGGCGCCGCUGGCGCACUGCUGCCGUUUGUCAAGAGGGCACGGCAGGAAACCAACGACCCAGAGGUCGAAAACGCCGUGAACGCGUACAUCAGGCGAAAAAUUGAGAAACGACGUGCAUGUGGAGCUUCAUCGGCUAUAUACGGUUUAAUGGGUGCGAUUUGCGCCUGCCACCUGCGCUUCGGCGGAGCCGCCGAGAGGAAGCGGGUGGUCGAGGUAGCCACAUCGGCGCUCAUACAGAACCUGGUGCCUUUCGCCGGGGGAAACGUCGAUCACGUGUCGCACCUCGCCGGCUUUUUGGCGGGGAUGGGGCUAACGCUGUCGAUGUAG
Babesia bigemina is the source of this 1434-nucleotide messenger RNA. RefSeq names its product rhomboid family protein, putative. The transcript has a single exon. Bases 1 to 1434 code for a protein of 477 amino acids. The record is from RefSeq and is a predicted model, not a curated record. Gene Ontology annotation, molecular function: serine-type endopeptidase activity. NCBI's taxonomy places the organism in Eukaryota, Apicomplexa, Aconoidasida, Piroplasmida, Babesiidae. Gene Ontology annotation, cellular component: membrane.